GGCGCCCAGGGAGCAGGUCGUGCGGUUCCGCACGCGAGUCUGCACGCGGCGAGAAAAAAUGGAGGACUCCGCUUCAACGCCACCCGCAGCCUCAACCGCAACUCCAGCCUCGACCUCAGCAACCCCGGCCGCACCGGGGCAGCUGGAUAAAAAGCAGACCAGAAAGGCAGUGGAAGCUCUGUUGGCACAUUCCAGGUCCAGGAAAAACGCGAAUGGAUUGCUUUUGAAUGAGAAUGAAAAUUUCUUUUUAAUGGUGGUAUUGUGGAAAAUUCCCAGUAAAGAACUGAGGCUUAGAUUGUCCUUGCCUCAUGGUAUUCGGUCAGAUUUAGCAGAUAUCUGUUUGUUUACAAAGGACGAACCCAAUGUAACUCCUGAAAAGACGGAACAGUUUUAUAAGAAGCUUCUAAAAAAGCAUGGAAUAAAAACCAUUUCUCAGAUUAUCCCCCUCCGAACUUUAAAAAAGGAGUAUAAAGCCUAUGAGGCCAAGCUCCGCCUCCUGGGUAGUUUCGACUUGUUCCUUUCUGAUGCAAGAAUCCGACGGCUCUUACCCUCACACCUCGGGAGACAUUUCUAUAAGAGAAAGAAAGUUCCAAUACCUGUAAAUCUUAAAGCCAAGAAUCUUUCCAAAGAGAUCAACUCAUCAAUAGGUGGGACUGUCUUAAACAUCUCUAAAAGUGGUUCUUGCAGCACUAUUCGCAUUGGUCACACUGGGAUGCAGGUUCAGCACAUCACCGAGAACAUUGUUGCUGUCACGAAAAAGCUUUCACAGAAAUUGCCAGAGAAGUGGGAGAGUGUGAAACUCUUGUACGUGAAAACUGAGAGAUCAGUUGCCCUGCCUAUCUUUUCUUCAUUUGUCAGCAGUUGGGAUGAAGCUAAAGGAAUGAACAUUUCUAGUCUGAAGAAACAAGAAGCAAAGAAAUUACAAAAACAAAAAGAACAUAAAAAGAAACAAAAGGAGAAGAAAAGAAACAGAAAGCCUAUGAAACGGGACAGAAAGUCUACAUCAGCCCUACCUACAGAGGAGACGGCCCCGAAAACUUGUGGUUCUCCAGUGAAGGGCCCUGGACCCCAGAAGAAAAAGACCCCUCAGCCUAAGAAGAAAGAGACCUGCAGAAUAAAAGCCCAAAAUAAAGUGCACGUUGAAUCUGAAGAAGAAAUUCCAUUACUGGUCCCAAUAGGAGAAACUCCUGCCAAAGAAAAUGUAGAGGUGCAAAAACAUGCCACAGGAGAGAAGUCUCCAGUAAAGAGUCCGGGUUCCAACCCACCUCGUGGGAAGAAAAGAAAGGCCUUUCCAGCUUUGGAGAUGCCGAAAGCACCAGAGCCCAAGACCCCAGGUAAAGGCCCAGGGAAGAAGCCAAAAGUCAAAGAAGAAGUGGAGAAACAAAGAAACUCUCCUUUGGGGAAAAAAGACCCAAAACAGACGCCCAAAAAGCCAGAGGCCAAGUUCUUCACUACAGCUAAUAAAUCUGCAAAAAAAGCUUCCCACACCCCCAAACAAUGGUCCCAAAAACCCAAAGUACCCCAGCCGACCUAAAGUCAGUGACUUGACCAGGAGGAAACAUCAGAGCUGCCUGGAAAGCUUUUGAAAAAUACCCAGGUCCUGACCCCUGUCACAACCUUCUCCAAGAGUGAGACCUGGCCUUAAAAUCUCACAAGUAAUUCUGAUGUGUCGUGGGUGUAAGAACCAGUAGUUUGAAUCCAUUUUUUAAAUUGUUCUUUCAUGUGUUAGCUAAUAUAAUAGAAAUUACAGUGCUUUUAUUAAAGUGUAACAUUUGCUUCUGAGUAAACUAUUCCGUAUCUUGUUAGUUUUACUUAAAUGCCUGUGAUACGACCUUUUCGUUUUCUGGCUCCAGAACAGCAGUUUGUGCAAACAUUCCCAAAGCUUGUCUUCAAGUCAGUGGUGGGCUCACUGCAUGCAAAUCAACUGUGGAAUUUAUGGAACACCUCAGGUUUCUUGGCCCAUCAUGCUGAGCUGGUAUAUCUUGAUGGGUCUUAGGUGGUGGUUGGCCACGGUUAUAAACCACUGAGUUAGCAUAUGUUUGAUGAGAAAAAUUAACAUGGCAUCAUUUAUAAAGGCACCAAAUUGAUUCCUGCCUUCUAGAGGCAAGAAAAUACUUCAUCCUUUCAAUCUUCCUCCAGAUUAUUCCUCACCCUAUAUAGAGUUACUUAGAUUUGGCACCUUUAUGAUAGGAAACCUGGAAGUGGAGACUAUUAAAUUUGGGUGGUUGUUAAAUAUAUGCUGACUUCUCAGGUGCACAGCCUUCCAGUGGAUAUGAGUUGGCGUACACAUCACUAGUAGGAAGUGAUGGGUUCACUGUAGUAUGGGAAGGUCAGCAUGAGACAUGCUUCCAAAUAUCACCUGGUUCAGAAACAAGGAAUAAAACUCAAGAUGGUUCUUGGCAAGUCAAGUUGAGACAGUUGUUGGUUUUUUAGCCCCACAAAUUAAUGUUAACUUUUUAAGUCAUGAAAGGCUCUAAUAUACAACAAAAUUUAUAGGUUCACUGUCCUUAUAGGCUUUUAAAAAUGAAUAGAAGUCUGUGUUGUAGGGGUGUAGCUUAAUUGAAACAUUUUCCAUGGAGACUAGGUUCUGUGGGAAGGUGUUCAGAUAGACUUGUUUCACUUACUCAAAGGUGAAGAUUUAAGUGCUGUUUUGCAUAGGGCAAAGAAACAUAAUCAGAUAAUGUGGUUUAUGUGACAAUUUUCUGGGGUUUUAAGGUCUUCUAAUUCCAUCCUUUAGCCAAGUAAAAGAUUUUGUAGCACCAAGUGAUUUUUACAUAUAGGCAAUUCUUGAAAGUAGGUGAUCUGUUUUUGUGUGUGUUGCAACCUUUUGCAUUCGGAUGUCGAGUGUGAUUCGACACGGUUAGCAUUAGAAUAAAGGAAUCGAGAAAAAAGCAAGCGAGUGCAAAGGGUUAAAGAAUUUUUAUGGCCGAAACUGGUUUGGCCGUCGGCCUUCGGACUCAAGGGUCCCAGGUUCGAAUCCGGUCAAGGGCAUGUACCUUGGUUGCGGGCACAUCCCCAGUAGGGGGUGUGCAAGAGGCAGCUGAUCGAUGUUUCUAACUCUCUAUCCCUCUCUCUUCCUCUCUGUAAAAAAUCAAUAAAAUAUAUUUAAAAAAAAAAUUUUUUAUGAAUUUCUUUGAGCCAAACUAAUGACAUGCUAGGAAACUAUCUCAAAUGCUCCCUUCUGUUUUUAAGACUUAAAAUGUUUAGAGUAGUUUUAGGCUCAUAGCAAAAUUAAGGUAGAGAGAUUUCCCAUUUUCCCCACCUGUGCACAUGCACAACUACCCCCACAUCAACAUCCUCCAACCAGAGGGGUACGUUUACAACUGAUGAGCUUACCUUGACACAUCACUUAUAGCCAAAGUCCAUAGUUGACAUUAGGGUUCACGCUUAGUGUUAUACAUUCUAUGGGCAUGGGUAAAUGUAUAGUAACAUGUACCCACCAUUAUAGUAUACAGAGUAUUUUCAUUGCCCUAAAAAGUCACCUAUGCUGCAUCUAUCCAUCCCUCUCACCCCCUCCCAGAGCCCCUGGCAACCACUGAGAUUGUUACUGUCUAUAGUUUUGCCUUUUCCAGAAUGUCAUAUAGUUGGAAUCACAGUAUGUAGCCCUUUCAGACUGGUUUCUUUCACUUAGUCAUAUGCACUUAAGAUUCCUCUGUCUUCUCAUGGCUUGGUAGCACAUUUCUUUUUUGUGCUGGAAACGGAAUAAUAUUGUCUGUCAUUUUUGGCAAUUAUUAAUAAAGCUGCUAGAAAUGUC
Messenger RNA from Eptesicus fuscus (big brown bat), 3754 nucleotides. It is a transcript of the gene RSL1D1, whose product is annotated as ribosomal L1 domain containing 1. NCBI's taxonomy places the organism in Eukaryota, Metazoa, Chordata, Mammalia, Chiroptera, Vespertilionidae. The coding region runs from base 59 to 1534 and encodes 491 amino acids. The transcript has 9 exons. The record is from RefSeq and is a predicted model, not a curated record.